Molecule: messenger RNA, 2501 nt
Organism: Owenia fusiformis
Lineage: Eukaryota; Metazoa; Annelida; Polychaeta; Sabellida; Oweniidae
Source: the annotation of a GenBank genome assembly
GUAAACAUGGCAACUUCUAAGCUCCAGUUGAUCAUCGUUAUUUGGCUGUUUUCGUAUUUAAAAGUGCAGAAAUGCGAGCCUGAAGAUUUACAGAUUACCGUUAGGAUUGACAAUGUGGACGAUUUGAAAAAGGUACGUGGAAAUAUGACGGGAUUAACAGUAAGAAACAGAAAUGUUUUUCGAGAAAAUAUACAAACUUUACCAACUGGAGCGUUCAAUGGUUAUCCGUACUUACAGCGUCUCACAUUGGACUUUGAAGAUCUACGGGGAAUUGAAACAGGUUCUUUUCAACACCUUGAACAUGUACGAGAACUUGUUCUGACAGUUGAGAAGAAUUUCAAUUCACUUCGAACUGGAAUAAGAACAUUUCAAAAUGGAAUACUCUCUGGAUUAACCUCAUUGAAAAAUCUGGACGCGUCAUGGAUCAAAUUAAAAUGCAUCGAAGGAAAUGUUUUCAAUGUGGUCAAGGAUUCACUUCAAACAUUAGACUUGAGUUACAAUAAUUUAGGAAAUAUAAACGCCACUUGUAAUUUGGUCGAAACGUUUUCCAGCCUUGGGUUUCUGCAGUACCUUGGCCUGGUCGGAAAUAACAUUAGUGUACUUAAGCUUGGGAUGUUUGCAGGAUUGACAGAGCUGAGACACUUAGACAUUUCCGAUAAUCCAAUUUCCCUGAUUCAACCUCGAGUGUUUACAGAUUUAAGUUCCCUAUCCACGGUUGAAUUUAGACAAAUUAAUGCGCCCACAAUAGAUGAUAAACGUUUGCAUCAUCUCUCCUCUGAGACAUUUGAAGGACUUGGUUUAGUUAAAUCAUUAAAAUUAAAGAACCGGGGCAUCAGAACGUUGGAUAAUGGAACAUUCAAUGGACUACUAAGUCUAAAAUUUUUAGACCUUUCCCAGAAUGACAUAACGGUUUUAGAAGAUGGAGUGUUUCAAAACCUUACUCAACUAAAUGUCCUCAUACUUGAAUACAAUAUGAUUCAACAUAUAUCAGAAAAUGCCCUUCUCCCCGUUCCGAAUAUAAAUGUUCUGAAACUAAAGGAAAAUCAGAUAGAGGGACUGCCACCCAUAUUUGUUCACACAAGAAAACUCAGGAUCCUUGACCUGAGAAACAAUAACAUUGUUAGUAUUCCACGUUUUGUUUCGAUUUCACAGAUUUUACUCCUUGGACUUGGUGGGAACAAGUUAGACUGUGGUUGUGAUAUUAAUUGGAUUGUACAAUCGGUGAAUCGUGGUAACAUCUCCCUCAUUUCUUCUGGGCAAACACUUUGUAGCACCCCCAUUGAAAGGGCUGGUCACCAGAUCACUGAAUUUCCAGAUCAAAACAAAGAAUGCUUCAAGGAAAACUCAAACAAUUCCCAUAAUGCACCUUGUUCAACAGACGACAUCGAUUGCGUUUCGACAAAAAGCAUCAUCUUCAUGACAACCGAACAAACAUUCACGGCAAAUUCGACAAACCUGACGACAGAUAUUGGUCAAACUAAAGAUCAAGUUCCAAAUAUAGCUAAUGUUACAAAGGAAAUAAAUGUACGAUAUAACCUGGAUAUACAAUAUGACCUAUUAAUUCCUCUUAUUGUGGUAGGCUGUAUAUCUGUCCUAAUGAUAGUGGGGGCUAUAGUAGUUAUUGCUAGGAGGAAAAUGAAUCAUAACAGCAAAGCAAUGAGCAGAGCAAAACAUGUUGAUAAUAUAAGGUAUUAUUCUAGCUCUGAGCCUCCAAGUGCAAGAACUGAUAUUACGGAAAUGGUAUACAAUGACACAUUAGUUGAUGGUGCGUAUAUAAUACCUAUUGCUUCAUCUCCAGAAAUGUUAAUUAGAGCACAAUAUGGAGAAGAUGGGUACAUGACGCCUAUUUCUACAUUUAAAAAAUCACUGGUGAACACACGACUUGAAGAACCCGAUGGAUACAUGUACAUGGGAAAACCCGUUGCUCCACCGGGGGUAUCAGGGGUGAAGGCUAAACGUGAACAACAUAAAAUAAAGGCCGAAAAUAAGCCUCGUGUUCCCGCAAGACAACCGGAGAGGAACACUUUACAUGCUAAAAGUCUACCAUAUGAGAUAAAUGAGAUCCACAAACGCCAGCAAAAGGAAGAUUUAGAAAAUGAUUAUGAUGUAAUAUAUUCUGAAAUUGCAGAUCAAGACAUGGAUGAAAACAAAUAUUUGACUAUUUUGGCAUAGCAGUCAUCAUUUCGUAUUUUGGGAUUCAUGUUGAUAUUUGUAUUUCUUAUCUUUGGACCUAGGUAUUUUUUACUGAGGAAGGGAGCUGUGACAUUUUACAAGUAUGCAAAGAUCAAGAUUGUUCAGAAAUAAGUUAUCGAUUUUAAUUGUGCCGCUGACAAAACGUGAUGCGUCACCGACUACAAAAUACAUGUUUAUGCAUUUCAAAUUUUCAGGUCUCGAGUAUCUCGAGACUCCAUCAUAUGAAUAUGUGCAUUUUUACAUACAUUAGCUUUCUGAAUUGGUCGAGAUGUACUCGCGAAUGCAACUUUCGACUGUCGGCUACCGGA